This is a messenger RNA of Eublepharis macularius, 610 nucleotides long. RefSeq names its product NADH:ubiquinone oxidoreductase subunit C2 (gene NDUFC2). The transcript is spliced from 3 exons. The record is from RefSeq and is a predicted model, not a curated record. Gene Ontology annotation, biological process: mitochondrial electron transport, NADH to ubiquinone. NCBI's taxonomy places the organism in Eukaryota, Metazoa, Chordata, Lepidosauria, Squamata, Eublepharidae. The coding region runs from base 101 to 448 and encodes 115 amino acids. Gene Ontology annotation, cellular component: mitochondrial inner membrane.
CUUGCCCUUGGACUGGGACUGGGGCGGCUGAGCGGCCGUGUGCGUCUCAGUCUGUGCUCCGGGCGGGCGCCGUUCUGCUCCGCCAUCCUCCGCGGGCGCCAUGGGCCGCGAGCUGUUCGUGCGGCUGCCGGACGAGGCGCGCUCGCUGCCGCCCCCGCCGCUCUUCAACUUCGGCUCGGUCUACGUGUCCUUCAUGGGCUGGUGCAGCGCCCUGGUUGACAACGCCUUACGGAAUAGGCCCAUCCUGGGAACGGGUGUCCAUCGCCAACUGUUUUGGGCUUCAGUGGGAUUUUAUAUCGGCUAUUAUCUUACUAGGCGAGCAGAUUACUUCGACGCUAAAAGGGACCAAGAAAUGGCAGAGUACAUUCGGCAUCACUCCGAGGAUUUUAAGAUGGAGAAAAAGAGAACCAUGGCUGAAGUUCUGGAGAACUUCCGUCCCGUUCGCUGAAGAUCUGACAAACAGCGGCUGACUCAUUCAACCACGUGUCUCUCUGAUCUGUACCCUUGAGCGUACAUUUGCAUAGAAUGUAUUUCUCGGUAGGCUCAAUGUACCUGAUUGAAAUACAAAGACCGGAAUUUGGUCAUUAAAGUGAUGAGUAGAAGUACAGAA